AUGAGAUGGGGGAGGAAAAAUCCAUCCGUUACCAUGCCUGGAAGGUCUUCACUGCUUUCGCCGGUCGGUAACGAAGAUCUACAAGUUGGUUCAAAGGUAGAAGUGCUUCCUGGGUUUGAAGGGCCUCUUCCUUUUGAACUGGAAACAGGCAACAACAGGUAUGUAGGAUUGGGAGAAACAGAUGAUGACAUGCAAGUGUUUUACUUCUUUAUCAAGUCAGAGAAUGACCCUGCAAAAGACCCUCUUAUUCUUUGGCUUACUGGAGGUCCUGGUUGCUCUUCAAUAUCUGCUCUUGUCCUUCAAAUAGGUCCACUUGCAUUUAAGAUUGAAGAGUAUAAUGGGAGCUUGCCAAAUUUGAUCUUGAAGCCACAGUCCUGGACAAAGGCAUCUAGCAUUAUUUUCGUAGAUUUGCCCUUAGGAUCUGGUUUCUCAUAUGCCAAAAAUGUCACCGCUCACAGGAGUGACUGGAAAUUAGUUCACCAUACCCAUCAAUUUCUUAGGAAGUGGCUGAUCGAUCACCCAGAUUUUAUUUCCAAUGAAUUUUACAUGGGAGGUGAUUCAUAUUCUGGCAUACCUUCCCCUGCCAUUGUUCAAGAAAUUUCAAAGGGUAUUCAUUGGAGAAAAAUUGUAAAGGAGAAUUUGUAUCUCAAGAUUCUAGAAGUGAAUCGUGCACAAGUGAUCUCAAUUACUAUCAAGAGGCAAUGUCUUUCAAGAAUUGAUACAUACUACAUUUUGGAUAGCUAUUUUUGCAAAGAAGACACUCUUAAGAAGAAUGGAGAUAUGUGGAGGAGAUCUCUGACCCAAAAAUUUGAGUCAUCUCUUAAUUAUCAACUUGUACCUGACAAAAGAUGCAAAACAUAUACUUUUUUUCUUUUAACUCAAUGGGCCAACGAUGAGAGUGUUCGCAAAGCACUACACCUUCGAGAGGGAACUACAGGCAGGUGGCAACGAUGUAAUUCCCAUGGUUAUGAGUAUGAAAUUUCUAGUAGCUUCGAGUUUCAUGUUAAUCUUAGUGCUAAAGGAUAUCGUUCUUUAAUAUAUAGUGGGGACCAUGAUGCUGCUGUUUCUUUCAUGUCGACUCAAGCAUGGAUCAGAGCUCUAAACUACUCCAUUGUAGACGAUUGGAGGCCAUGGCUUCUAGAAGGACAAGUUGCAGGAUACACAAGGACAUACUCUAAUCAAAUGACAUUUGCAACUGUAAAGGGUUCAGGACACACCGCUUCUGUAUUCAAGCCUGAUGAAUGUUUAGCCAUGUUUACUAGGUGGAUAACUAAUAAGUCUUUGUAA
This is a messenger RNA of Sphenostylis stenocarpa, 1287 nucleotides long. The record is from the annotation of a GenBank genome assembly. NCBI's taxonomy places the organism in Eukaryota, Viridiplantae, Streptophyta, Magnoliopsida, Fabales, Fabaceae.